This is a messenger RNA of Siniperca chuatsi (mandarin fish), 8313 nucleotides long. RefSeq names its product transmembrane and coiled-coil domain family 1b (gene tmcc1b). The coding region runs from base 5296 to 7248 and encodes 650 amino acids. The record is from RefSeq and is a predicted model, not a curated record. Lineage: Eukaryota; Metazoa; Chordata; Actinopteri; Centrarchiformes; Sinipercidae. Gene Ontology annotation, cellular component: endomembrane system. The transcript has 6 exons.
UGAAUGGUCAUCAACACAAUCCUCUCAGCGCCCAUGUAAGUUGAAGCAGCAAAACACAUUUUGCGAACUGGCGUAUGAAUGAAAUGUGUUUCCAUAUGCUUUUAUCCGAUCCGCACAAGGGUUGAGGUUGAUUAACGUUGUUUAUCCCAUUGCCGCUUUCGCCUGGCGAGGUGCCCUGUUCGCUCGGAGCUAACCACGGCUGAAGCGAUGUUUUUCAGCUAGAGAGUCUAGCCAGCUAACUGACAGGCUGAGUGGCCAGGCGGCGAGUAAGCGCCUGUUUUGCCAUCCAGGAUAGUCUUGGAUGGGCGAUGUUAAGUGUAUUUGAAUGGGAGUGAUUACGAAAAGCGAAUUAAUGGUGCUGCUGUUGACAGUGUUUGUAAAGGUUUAACUUUGGGGACAACACCCAGGCCGGAUGCAAUGGAAACUCCGCCGCGGGUCGACCAGGAUAUGCUAAAUUAAUUGGACUAGCUCACAAUUUAGACUUAGUCCUCAGUUAAGCACUGGUUAUUACCAACGCAAAGAGGGGUCUCUUAAUGCAAACCUAUACUGUAAGACCUGUAGGACUAAAUACGCCACCAUGAAAUACAAGACAACAAGGUGUGAUUAAGGAAGCCUAUGUGACAGAUGGCCCUUUACCUCCAAUAUAAAUGCAUGUGUUUGAGCUUACCUGUGAGAGCCGUUUUAUGGUGGUGGUGUCAGUUGGACAUGAUUCUGAGUUUAAUUUUUAAUGGUUAAUGCCAUAUUUGGAGUAGAUAAUGACAUAAAAGGAUGCCACAAUAUGUAUGACUAAAUAUCUUUAUCAAUAAUGGGACAUUUGGGUGUGACAGUUUGUGCUUUAUUACUAUAUAGCGUUUUAGAUACGUGACAAACUACUCAGAGAAUUAAACGGUUAAAUGCUCAGGUUGUAAAGCCCCGGGGCCAAGGGCACUACACACGGGCGUUAACUGUGUCUUACCAGCUUGAUACUUUCAGGUCUUCAGGUGAGCUCACGUAACCCGGAGGGCGGGUAACCAAACUGCACACUUUAGGUUUGAGUCUGGGGUGAUAAAGACAGCUGGUAACCUCUGGCAGCUGUUAUGAAUGCUAAAUAUUGAGUAUACAGACCAUAAUGUGACUACACAUUAAAUAACUAUGACCUCGCUCCGCAGAAGAGCACCGGUGUGCGCUGUAAAGCAAAAUGAGCACCCUCCGGUGCACCACGUUAGCUUGUACUGCUAGCUACAAGAGGAGCAGACAAACCAUCAAAACGGGGACAACGAUGUAUUCUGACUUUAUCUACCACACCGGUUAGCACCACCUGAGAAUAAAACGAUAAACUACAUUGAUGUUUUCAGCUAAUAUGUCCUACAGCUGAGUGUUUUAAAGCAUGUGAUUUUUCUAAAUGUCCAUGGUAACAGCUGACUAAGGUUUGACAGCUAUCCCACCAGAUUUCCAUUUGUAACAAUUACCCAGAGGAAGCGGUGCAGGAAAUUCGCUUGGCUUAAGCCUUUUUCUGUGUUAUUAGAUCCACAAAUCAUCUGCUGAUGACCACAUCUGAAGGUAUGUUUAUCUGCACUUAGACUCUUGCUGAGUUGUGUGUCCCUCUUUUGGAACUAAAGCUAAUCGUUUUUGGUUUUUACAGAUUUUCGCGGAACAAUACUAUAAACACUAUUACUAUAUAUAUAUGAUUUUAAAAGAGGAGUAUCAGUCUAAACUAAUUUUCUCCUGCAUGUUUCUAUGCAGUAAUAGUGUUACCUGCUGCAAGAAGACACUCCAGUUUUCAGUCUACAAGCAGCUGACAAAAUGUGAGCAGUAACACUAAGUGAAGAGAAAAAUGGAGAGAAAAUUCAAAGGAGCUACUGAAUAUAUGAUUUUCAUCCCAUUUUCAUUAUCAUUCAAAAUAAAUGUGAAUAAAUACAUACAAUCGGAAACUAGCGAGUGCUUUUCUUAAGUGAUGUGUAGGAAUCCUGGAACAUUGCAUGUAGGCCUGUGCUGUAGCAAUGACCCAUGCAGACACAUUGCUUCCAGAUCAAAAAUGGACCUGCUGCCCUUUUGCUGAAAAGUUUAAAAGCUUAAAUGCUGCUAGACAUGCACAACACUCUGUAGAUGGUGUGACCUUGGAGCACUGCAUGUACAGAGAGUGAUAGGCAAAUGUUGGCUGACCCAGUUCAAAGAGAACACUUUGCCCUUAGCCUAGAGGAGUCGGACACCAUUGUAUUUUCAUUGUAGAUGAAGGAUAUAGUUCCAUGUCUGUGUGGAAGUUUUGUUCCUAUGUCUUGCUUUGAGUUUCGAGCCGAGCUUACAAACCAAUACGUUGCACUGAAUCACUAAUCAGUAUCAGGAAAUGUGGUUGAAGAGUAACUGUUUUUCAUACAUAGAUGAAGCUUAGUGUUAAAUCAGUUGGUUACAUAGUUAUAUAGCCUAUAUAUGAUAAUUGGUAGCCUUAACAUUAUGACAUGUAUAUCAAAGAGCCAGUAAGAUGUGCACUUAUACCUGGCAUCUGUGAGUUUUAAAGCAGCAGCCAUGAAAACUUGCAUAUACAAACACUGGUUUAACACAGACUGUGUAACAUGACUUCAUUGUGGUUAGCUGUAAUGUCACAAAAAAAUUAACUUAUGUUUGAGAGAAUGCAGUUUGAAGUUCCGAGUAGUCUUUUUAUACUUACAGUAUUUCCCUUACAGAGAGCGGGAUGUUUCAUGUGAAAUAAUCUUUUGACGUUUUCAUUUUUUUUGAGUAAUGAGUGAAAUGAGCGACAGCAGUAAGUGAACAGUUUUUUAAAAAAAUGAAAUGGCCUUUGUUCAGUCACGUUGAUCAGCAAGAAUUGGUAAGGAUACACUCUUUUCAUUAUUGUACUAUUCACUACCACCUACCCUUUAACAGAGUGCUUUCCAACACUGCAGAUGUAACAGCAGGACCAGCAGUAAUGAGUCACUGUGUAUCACUAAUGGAGCAUUUCAAAGGGUUUUUGGUGCUAGAUUGUGCUGCUGGGUUGUUAAAUGAUACUUCGUAGCUCUGCUGACUCGUGGAAUCAUUUUUCUGUCUGUCUGCAAAAUAAUCCAUGUGCUACAUAGUCAGACCCAUUGCUUUAGGCUGGGAUAUUUCCUUUAGAGAAACAUGCUUCUCACUAUGCCUUGUCUGUCUGUGUGCUUGAAGACUAAAGCAGGGCACAAACUUACUGUUGAGAAGUAAAAUGUAUUCUGGUCUUUAAGAAGUCCAUAGAAAUGUUGGUUUUCGUGCUUAGCAAUAGGUGUAAUUCAGGUUUACUUUAACAAUAUGUCAUUUAGAAUGCAUGCUGUGCAAACUAAUCAAACCUUUCAAUUUAUGUUUCACUGCUGUUCAUCAGCACUGCAACCAGGGACAGCCGAUGUUUUGGUUUUGAUCCCAUGUGAUUCAAGCAUGCAGAGGCAUAGCAGAACCAGUGUAGCUGUGUCUGUUUCUGCCAUUAGUAAUGGGUAUGCUUGAACACUGAAGUUGAAGUACUGAAUUUCCAAAAAUGAAGGAUUAAUUUGAUUAAAGAGAUCAAUUUCAUCAAUUAAAAUUUUGUGAAAAAAUGAAUUCCUUUAUUAAUAAAGGUGCGAAUCUGUAAAUGUAAACACAGAACAAUUUAAAGUGCUAACGCUGCCAUUUGGGUUUGAGGUUUUAGGAAUGUUCUGGCUGUGAACCACAUAGUGUCAAAUAAGUACAGGUACUGUAAAAAAGAGAGUUUUUAAAGCUGAUGUCCAUCUGGUCAUGUGAGAAAUCAUCAAAAAUAAAAAACUAGACGUUUGUAUUCAAGGACAGCAUGCACGUUUGUUGGUUCGUUGGCCGAGGAGAAAAAGAGGACAGGAGGGAUCUCUCUCAGGCUAACGUCCCCCACCGCCCUUGUACGUGCUACAGAUGAGUUGUGCAGUGACAGCUCCCUUGAGCAGUGUUCAUGCCAUGAUUUUGUAUGUUUGUUUCUAUGUAGAACUAGUAUUAUUACUUAUGUUGUCAUGUAUCCUGUAAUGUACAAUAGAUGCCAUUAUAACAUAACAAUGCUCAUUAUGCACCGAUUUACUGCUGGGUCUUAAGAUUUUAAAACAAAGGUCCAUUUGGUCGUUGACAAUUUCUUACAGUCAGCAUAACUCUUUUAAGCGUCGUCUGGUGUAGCAUUCCUUUACAUAUCCAUUAUUACCAGUUACUACUGAGUUAAAGGUUUGUGUUCAAGCCUGUUCAUUUCUGUGUGAUGCUAAAGUACGCCUAUUUUUCAACCCUUUCCCUCUCUGUUGUAUGAAGCAUAUUAUUUAUGAUUUUUGUUUAUAUUUCAGCUUCAUUUAGCCAAUCCUGAGUUGUGAGUCAGUAGAGGAGAAGCUGCGCUGAUGGUAAGAUCUCUGUGACACUCUAUCUCACCUCUUGCUCUCUUUCUCACUGUCUCAUUACAUGUUGGUAAACCACAAUGCUUUUUAUAUAAGCUGUCAUCUGAGAGCCAAAGACUUGGAAUGGUCCUUUACAUUACAGGAUUUAGCCUUGUUAUAAAAUGAGAUGCAAAGAGGAGGCCACCGUGGAUCGUUGCACACCUUAAUCAUUUGAGAAUUAGAUAACAAUCACUGCCCAUUUAGAAUUUCAUUUUCAUUUUUCACUCUGUAGUCUUUGUUAGCAUCAUCCAAGCACUUUCAAUUAUGUUGAUUUAUUAAUUUCCUUAAUGAAUACUUUCUGAAAUGUAGUUAUUCAACUAUCAUGAGAGCGUUUGUACAAUUGGGCUUGAAUGCCCAGAAAUAAACAAUGGAAAGUGAUUUCAGAAACAGCUAAAGGCAUCGACCUUCAACAUGCAAUAUAACAAACCUCGACAUUUCAGAAACUGUUCUCAAAGCUUGUUUACUUUGUAGACUGUUUUUACAUUACCGGGUUGGCACCAUCAGACAUGCCACAUGCUUUUUAGCUAAAAUGGAUACCCACUGUUUUCAUUCAGCAGAGAGAAAAUAUAAAGCUUUUUUCAAUCAUGAAUUUUUGGACAAAAUGAACACGAAACCUUCUUAUACAGAACUGCAAAAAAGUGGUCAUAUCUGUGUCAACCCAGUUUAUGUUGCUUGGUGUUUUUAUAUUCUGCUGCUGCUUAUUAUGUUCAUCACUCAUUGCUGCAUGUCAUAAUCCAUUUUAUUUUCCUUUUGUGGUAGACAAGCAUGACAUUGAGCCAAGCCACAGAUGCAUGCGCACUCAGAAGGCCCAACUGAGCGCCAUCCCCUCUGCUUCCCGGCUUUCAACCAGUCUCUUGGGGGGGGAGGGAGGGGGGUGUCGACGGGGCGUAGCUAGUCCCCUGCACCCCCUAGUAGAACCUCACUGUGAAACUGGAGGUCUCUGAUGGAUCAGGGUAGUAAUGAGCAGAGUCCAGAGGAGCCGGACGCAGGAGGUCGAGCGGAGCCGGAAGUCGGCAGGAGGGCGUCGGAGUCAGAGCACGGCUUGUCCAAAAUCACCCAUAAUGCCCUGGAGAACAUGGGAGCGUUGGGCCAUGGCCUGAAGCACUUCUUCCAGCCACAGCGCCGACGCUCCUCCGUUUCCCCACAUGACUCCGUCUCGUCCUGCACAGGCGCCCCUCCCUCCGAACCCACUGAUGUAGGGUCAGAAGUAGGGGACGCUCCUGCCUCCUCGGCCCUCCCUUUGGAUUCUGACAACCCUGCCGCUUCCGCCCCUCCCGCAGCUCUGAGCCGUGUUCUGCAGCAGUUCCGAGGUCCACCAAUGAAGCGAGGCACCAGCCUGCAGAGCCGCCGCAGCAAGGUGGGCGGCACUGGGGAUCCUCCCCAGAAAGGUAGCCCACAGAUCCACCGGCGCAGCACCCAUGAGGCCUUGCUGCAGGCUGGACGCCCACGCUCCUCCUCCACCACAGAUACACCUACCAGCCCAGCCCUAGCUGACAUGCUGCUGACCUCUGGUUACCACUCAACUGAGGAGCCUGACAAGCUGGAUCGUUAUGAUGGAUUGGGCCCUGCUUUGUCACCCAAUGCCCUCCCCUACGGUGCAGAUGGGUAUGAUGUAGUUGACAAUACCCCAGACCCCCAGCGAACUAAGCAGGCCAUUGCCCAACUACAACAGAAGAUCCUCAAGCUCACAGAACAAAUCAAAAUCGAGCAAACUGCACGUGAUGACAACGUGGCUGAAUACCUGAAACUCGCUAAUAACGCAGACAAACAACAGAGUGCACGCAUCAAACAGGUGUUUGAGAAGAAGAACCAAAAGUCAGCUCAGACUAUCCACCAACUGCAGAGGAAGCUGGAGCAUUACCACCGGAAGCUUCGAGAGGUGGAGCACAACGGUAUCCCUCGCCAGCCCAAAGAUGUUUUCCGAGACAUGCACCAGGGGCUGAAAGAUGUUGGAGCCAAGGUGACAGGUGGUCUCUCCAGUUUCUCUCAAGCCACUCACUCUGCAGCUGGAGCUGUCGUGUCUAAGCCGAGAGAAAUCGCCUCCCUCAUCCGCAACAAGUUUGGCAGUGCUGAUAACAUUGCAUCCCUAAAAGACUCCUUGGAUGAAACACAGGGAGAUGAAGGCAUUGGUCCUGGGGGAACGAGGACCCUUGGGACAGGACAGUUGCAGUCCAGCCCAAAGUAUGGCAGUGAUGAUGACUGUUCUAGCGCUACUUCUGGCUCUGCAGGAGCCAACAGCACGACUGGAGCCCCUGGAGGACCCCCUAGCUCCAAGGGCAAUACCCUUGACCAUGCCCAAGCCUCAGGCUUUGAUGCUAUACUCCAUGAGAUCCAAGAGCUCCGGGAAAACCAAGGUCGACUGGAGGAGUCCUUUGAAAACUUGAAAGCCCACUAUCAGCGUGAUUACACGAUGAUCAUGGAGGCUCUGCAAGAGGAACGAUACAGGUGUGAACGUUUAGAAGAACAGCUCAAUGACUUGACAGAACUACACCAGAAUGAAAUUCUGAACUUGAAACAGGAACUAGCCAGCAUGGAGGAGAAGAUUGCUUACCAAUCUUACGAAAGAGCGAGGGACAUUCAGGAGGCGUUGGAGGCCUGUCAGACACGUAUCUCCAAGAUGGAGCUGCAGCAGCAGCAACAGCAGGUGGUGCAGCUUGAGGGUUUAGAGAACGCCACAGCACGGACUCUUCUUGGAAAACUAAUCAAUGUGCUGCUAGCUGUUAUGGCAGUCCUUUUGGUGUUUGUGUCCACGGUGGCUAACUGUGUCGUCCCCUUGAUGAAAACACGCAGCCGCACACUUACUACACUGCUCCUCGUCAUCCUCCUUGCCUUCCUCUGGAGGCAUUGGGAUGCUAUUUCAGAGUAUCUGCAUCACUUUCUUCUGCACCCCAGAUGACCAGCUUGGAGAGGCUUAUUUAAAUGACGAAGGGACAGAGGGUUUGGGGCUGAUGUGUAAAGGGAGGACGUUGACCCAUACAGGGCAUACAGGGAGUUGAAUCUCAAUAGUGCUACCUUUUCUUCCUUUUCAACAGCCUCUCAAAACACUCAGGAGGAUUGCAUCAGAGGGUUGUCACUUUAUCACUUUCUGAAAUGUGUUUUGAGAAGAAUAAAAUGAAGAAUAAGGUGGAGAAAAGGCUGGAUGUUUGGUAUUGACUUGCUAUCUUUGGUGCAAUUGUGGCACAAGCACACUGUAAGGGUGAAAGGGGCAUAGUUGGCGGGGCUGAGAGAACUGCACACUUGAUUUCUCUCUUCUGAGUGAAUUUGUUUACAUGUGGAAAACUGCAUUGUUUCCCCACAGAAGAAAUUGUACUUUUAUUAUUUUUGAGCUGAUUCAAGUGGUAUUGUUUUGAAGUCACUGCUAUUUUUAAUACAGCUGAUUGGUGGCUUUUUUUCUUUUCUUUUAACUGUAAUGAGCCAACACUGUUCUGCUGAUUUAGUUGUCCACAUUCUCUUUUUGUAAGUUCUCUCUCUUCUGGUCUUUCCAGUCUGCUCGUUAUUUCCCCUUCACUCAAUAUUUUCAAAUUUCAGCUUGUGUGGCCAACUCUUCAUCUUCCUGCUCACUACAUUUUGAAGAAUGGGGUGCUUGCACAUCAGCUGCAUUGCUCUGGAAUCAGACUUGUCACUGGAUCAAAUGGUAGUGGGUUCUUGACUUGUUUCUUUUGGAUGUUUUAAGUCAGUAACACUGGUUCAGCCACAACCAGGAUAUAACUAUCAAGAACUGUUGAGUUGGAGUUGCGACCCUGCCCUCUGGGCCAACUGGAUCCUGCUAUCCUGGUGGCUUUUCCACUGCAGAAGAAUAAUCUAUGAACUGAAUUAACAUACUUGAAGAGUGCUUUAAGUGCUCAAAGACUCAGUGCUUCCGUACUGUUUCCAUAGUGACAAUGAAAUAGUAAUACUUUUUAGUUUAUUUUUUAUUUUUUAAAGACAAAUAAAUUUGCUGUUUUAAAAGGUGAAAGUCUAA